Messenger RNA from Drepanopeziza brunnea f. sp. 'multigermtubi' MB_m1, 552 nucleotides. RefSeq lists its product as uncharacterized. The record is from RefSeq and is a predicted model, not a curated record. NCBI's taxonomy places the organism in Eukaryota, Fungi, Ascomycota, Leotiomycetes, Helotiales, Drepanopezizaceae.
AUGCCCGAAGUUUCGAUAUUCAAGACGGUUGCUCCGUACCAUAUCAUCUCAUACGGCACUUUGCUAGGGACAGAAUUCUUUCAAACCUUUAUAGGUGGAAUCGUUAGCUACAAGGCCCUCUCCCGACCGCAAUUCUCCCAGCUCCAGCAGAAGCUAUUCCCAGUCUACUUCGGCAUCCAAACGUCUCUGCCUGUGGUUCUGGCCUUAACUUACCCCGCCUCGAGACUUGGUCUUGGGACGGCUUCUGGCUUAUCUGGUGUACUUGCAAAAGUCAAUAGAUGGAGUGUGUUGGUCCCAAUUGCCACGAUCUUCGUGACAAGUUUGGCAAAUAUGGCUUUCAUCGGACCAGCCACGACGAAAGUUAUGAUCAAGAGAAAGCAUCAGGAAACUCGGGACGGGAAGAAAUACGACGACCCCACCCCUCAGUCGGAAGAAAUGCAGAGGCUGAACAAGGCAUUCGCUAGCAUGCAUGGAAUCUCAUCCCUCUUGAACCUUACUGGCUUCAUUGCAACAUGCUGGUAUGGGGUUUCGAUCGCCGCGAGGAUCGAAUAA